Chenopodium quinoa (quinoa) is the source of this 6691-nucleotide messenger RNA. RefSeq names its product TATA box-binding protein-associated factor RNA polymerase I subunit B-like. Lineage: Eukaryota; Viridiplantae; Streptophyta; Magnoliopsida; Caryophyllales; Amaranthaceae. The record is from RefSeq and is a predicted model, not a curated record. Gene Ontology annotation, cellular component: RNA polymerase I core factor complex; RNA polymerase transcription factor SL1 complex. Gene Ontology annotation, molecular function: RNA polymerase I core promoter sequence-specific DNA binding. The transcript is spliced from 10 exons. Gene Ontology annotation, biological process: RNA polymerase I preinitiation complex assembly; nucleolar large rRNA transcription by RNA polymerase I. The coding region runs from base 345 to 2426 and encodes 693 amino acids.
AACCAGAUUGGAGUUUCAAGGGUUUUAGACCACCAAAGACCAUUUUUUAAAAUUUCUCGACCUAGAGACCAAACUAAUACUACAUAUCUUAGAUACGGUCUAGUCUGGUCCGGUCUAUUUUUCCGGUACUGGCGUACUCCGUAUCAAAGGCAGCGAAAACAACACACAAUAAACCCAAAACCCUGGUUUAAAAAAAAAAAAAACCCAGCUUUAAUACUCAAAUCAGACCAGAGUAUUCAUUCAUUCAUCAUUUGGAAUUCUGCAAAUUGAAAUUGUUUCUCCAGCAUUUCAAUUUGCAGAAUUUGCAUGGUUUUUUUAGGGUAAUUUAGAAACCAUCACCAACAAUGGCGGCAACCGAUUCAAGUAAAUUGGAAUGCAGCACUUGCGGCUACCUUGGUCUUUACAUGGACGAAGACGAUGGCCGCUUCUACUGCACCAACUGCAACUCCCAAGCCGCCGACAUCAUCGACAACGCCAACGCCGACGAAGAUUUCAUCGACAAAGGCACCCAUGGCGGCGCCAUCUACAACGCCGCACACAGACGCGCUGCCCCUGUUCCUGCCCCCGACACUGAACCCCACGAAACCCAUCUGGGUCCCACUGAACCUUCCGAUUUUGGGAAGACCCCUAAAAGGGGUGAUUUCAGUGAAGAAGAUUACUGCAAUGCUAUUCGUCAGAGAUAUGUUUUGGGUCUUCAGUUAAUGCUUCAGUUUCAGUGUGAAUCUCUUGUGCAGAAUUUUGGUGUUACUCCUUUGAUUUGUGGGAUUGCUGCUUCUAUUUGGUUGCGCUUUCUUGCUUCUACUCGGGUUUUUGACGAUGAUUGGGCUGAUAAAACUAUCAUGGAUUCUGAAACUGGUGAAAAGAGAUUACAAGUCGGAAGCCAUUGUAAAAAGGAGCCUCGAAAUAUGCUUAACGAACGUAUGGUAGUCAUAUGGAUUAAAUCUUUGAAAAAAAGGAUACCCUUAUCAUGCUCCUUGGCUGUUUCGUAUUUGGCCUGUCAUAUUGCUAAAGAACCGGUUCUUCCAACCGAUAUUAUAAAAUGGUCUAUUGAAGGGAAGCUUCCUUAUUUUGGUGCUUUUCCUAAGAUUGCUGAAUCCAUCAUACAGAUUGAGAAAUACCAUCAACAUGCUUCGGUGGUAUGUCCAUUAAAAGCAAGUUCUAUGUUUAAGCCUAAACAACUUCCUUUACAGAAGUUGGAGUCAAUGGCAGCAUCUAUAGCUCAAUCUGUAGGCCUGAAUUUGCCCCCAGUCAACUUUUACCGAAUAGCUUACCGUUAUCUAAAGCAGUUAUCUCUUCCUGUGGAAAAAAUUCUUCCAUAUGCCUGCCGCAUACAAGAGUGGUCAAUGCCUCCUGAUUUAUGGUUGUCUGCAAGUGAGGAAAAGCUUCCGUCUCGUGUUUGUGUGAUGUCAAUACUGAUUGUCACAAUUAGGAUUCUAUAUAAUCUCAAUGGUUUUGGCAAGUGGGAAUCUACUUUGUCUCCUCCAAUUGUCUCUUCAAAGGAUGGUCAGGCAGCAAGUUUUGACAAGUCCAAUGCAAAGAAGGGGGCUGAAGAAGCACCUACAAAAUUGAGUGGAGAACCUGAGACAAAUUUGUUGUCUGUUCAUAAAUUUGAAUCUGAUAGCACUGAGCUUUUGCGAAACCUUGAAAAGAAAUACGAUGAUUUGGGUGAUAAAUUUGAAUAUUCCAAAGAUUUACCAACCUAUCUUCAGUAUUGCAAGGAUGUCGUAUUUGCUGGUGUUGAGCCAUUAUACAAGGAUCCUACUUUUAUAGAAGAACUUUGGGAUUUUUAUGAGAAAAAUCGAGAGGACAUUAAAACAUCUGGGAAGUUUGAAUCUGGAUCAAAUCAGAAGAGGUCAAGGGACAAUGAUAAAUUUUUCAGUACCCCAUCAAAGGGCAGCAAGAAGCAUAAUGAUAAAGAAAUUUCCAGCUCUCCAGCAGCUGAUAGUGGGUUUCAGUCUAACUAUAACAGCCCCAACUGGGAUCCAAGUGCUGAUAAUACUCAGCAAAGUUCACAAACAUGUCAAUUUCCAGCAACUAUGGAUAGAGAUGAGUCUUCAUCUCAAAAUUUGGAAGAUAUAGCUCUUAAAUAUCUGAAAAUAGAUAUGGAAGAACACCGUUUCUGUUACAUACCACCAAGGGUGGAAGUCAAGAGACGCGACCACCUGCACUAUUCACGGAAGAGGGGUGAUGGUUCUUUAGGCUACGUUGCCCAUGCUGAUUACUAUAUCCUACUUAGAGCUUGUGCAAAAGUGGUCCAGGUUGAUAUUCGUAUUAUGCAUAUCGGUGUACUCAGUUUAGAAAGAAGAUUGGGAUGGAUUGAAAAGUGGAUUGAUCAUAGUUUGGUGGAAAAAUGUUCUGGUGGCCCUGUUGAAAAUGUGGAUGAUUCAGAAGAUGAAUCUGUUAAUUUAUCUAAUAUUAGUAUAUAAUUUGUUGGUGGGAAAAAUUGCUAGACUUUGGGGAUCAUCAGCUAAUGAAGUCAUCAGCAGUCGUUAGUGAGAGGUAGAGACAAUUUUCCAGUGUUUGCUCACAAGAAUGAAUAUCUAGAAGAGGCUUCCCAGUAUGCGCAGUGAGAUAUCCCUGCUGUCUUUUACUAUCCUAGUGUUGAAAAGGUGUGGUGAGGGUGGUUUUGUGCUGGUCAAGCUUGAAGAGAAACAGCUUCCAGCUGCAGAUUGGUCAGGAGAAUUUUCCAGAGCUGCUACAGUUGCAAUGCGUUUUGGGGGGAUAAAUAUCAGAGAACUGCAUGAGUGCACUUUGAGAUGGUCUUUUGUUAUGUACAAUUGUACAGCAGGCAGCAGAAGUGUGCAGAUUUUCUAUGAUUAUCAUGAACUGUGCGAGGACACUGUGAGACAGUCUUUUGUUAUGGUUCGGCUGGCUGUAAGCUAUCUUGCAGCAUACCAACAUUACCAAGAGGCAGUAAGCAUAAAUGGUUCUGGUUCAGGAUGGUGCAGACGGGGGCAGUGACUCUUGGUAGCCCCUUUCAGCAUGUCAAUCAAGGAUAAACACUGAUGAUGUGUUCUAGGCUCAUUGGAUUUGUGGAUAAGGGUUGUUUUCCGUAAUCAAGAAUGCUUGCAAGCUAGUGAAAGAGCAGUGAGAAGUCUUUGAUUUUUGAGGCAAGAGUCAUGGACUUGGGACUCUUGUUUUCGCAAGACAUAGUGAUAUGCUGCAAGGCUUGCAACUAAACUUUCUGCUAUACAAUUAUCUUCAAGUCAUUAAUAUGCUCAAAGUGGUUAAUUUUUUUUUAAUUUUGUUUUAAUUUUUUUUACUAUUUUUUUUUGUUGGGGGGGGGUGUGGGGGAGGAAAGAGGUAAAGAUCUUAUUUGUUUUGUUCCUUGCUUUUCUAUAUUCAUUGCGAGUAAACCAAAUGUUUCAAUUUCUAUCUCAUAGGAAGCCCUAACCCUUCAUGUGUUUAGGUGGUUAGCAGUUUGACAUCGAUUAUGGAUGUAAUUGCUUCUGUUUUCGUUUCUUUAUCUAUAUCUAUAUAUUACUAUAAAGUGGAGUUUGGCAACGCUACUCUAACAAAUUUUAAUGAGUAAUGUACAAUAGAUUUCUCUAUGGUCAUGCCUCAUGCUUGCUUUUGAUCUUUGUUUCUAUAUAAAAGAAAGCCUGCUUUGUUCUCAAUAUUGCCUCUUCUCCAACCUCUUAUGUAUAUAGAGUUGGGAUUUGUACUGUCAAAUAGAAAUUGCCCAUGCUUAAGAUUUAGCUUCUCCCUGUUCUCAAUUGUAAUAUACUCCAUAUAUGCAUCACAACUAGUUUAUUUGGUAAAAUAGGGAUGAGUGGUGGUGGUCGUUGUGCCUAUGACUCUUCAUCAGCAUCCUUUGGGUUUCUUUUACACCAAUGCACCAUAAUAAAUAUUUGGAAAUAUGCAAGUGAAAAUUUAAUUUUAUUUAAAGCUAAAACAUAGGUGAUGUGAUGCUUGACUGCAUGAAGAUUUGUAAUCAUCAUCAUCAAGUUACUCCAUAGUGGAUUGGUGGGUUUCCUCCCGGCACUCCGGCUCCCAUGGUUUGUGUACCCAAAGGAGCCUGUCCGUUUUGCAAGUCAUAAGGUUUCAAAUCCCCUACAUUAAGAUGCUUGGAUGCAGUUGCCAUUGAAUUAGAAGAGGAAGUUGACUCUAAUGGAAAGAAUCAAGUGUGAUAUAUAUAUUCAGUGGGAGAAGAAAAGAGAAUAGCUGCAAUAGAGGGAAAUUCAAGGGUUUCUGCAGCAACCCAGUAAUGGUAGUGGUUGCGGUGGCAGGAGUUUCGUCAUAGGGGAUUGAUCAAUCAACUGGUUCAUUUCCGAGUCCCUGCAGCAUAAUGGCCUGUGGUCUAGAGAGGAUCCCCUUUCCUGGGCUUCCCUAGCUAGCCACUUGCACCAGGUAGAAUAAGGGUGAACACUGACGCUGCAAUCUUGGAUGGAAUAGGGACAGGAUUGGGAGCAGUGUAUCGAGAUGAUAGUGGCAAGGUUGUAGCUGGGGCUGUACGAAGAGAGAAAGUGGACAGUUCUGUGGAGUUGGUGGAAGCUUUGUCGGUGAGAUUUGGGAUCUUGGGGUUCACUCAGGUGGAACUUGAAUGUGACGAAAUAGAUGUUGUGAGGAACUAAGGACGGUCAAUCAAUGAAAAUAUGGUUUCUAGUCAAAGUAACAAUCCAAGGAAUGAUCAGAUUGUGAACAAGAAAUGGAGGAAUGAUCAGAUUGUGAACAAGAAAUGACAGGCACCCAAAGAAGGAUUCUUCAAGAUCAAUACAGACGGUGCUUAGGUAAAUAAUUAAAAGCUCUGUUGAUUCAUGGUAUGUUGGAUUUUCCUGCAAGUAUAGUGCUGUAUCAACUCUUGCAGCAGAGCUCUAUGCUAUGAACCACGGUUUAGCCAUAGCUGAGGACUUAAAGCUAAAGAAAAUCGAGAUUGAAACAGAUGCAGAAUCAUUGAGGACAAUGCUUCUAACUUCAGGCUCCAAUCCACACCAUAAAUUAGCUGCUGCUGUGUAUGAUGUAGCACAGAUUUUAAGGAAGUUUGAAGUGGCUAUUGUGACUCACGUUCCAAGGAAAGAAAUAAGUUAGCUCAUAGCCUUGCGUUGUUUGGCAAAAAUAUGGCAGUGGGCUAUAAGACACACUUCAUAGUGCUUGAAUGUGUUCAGUUCCUGUGUGAGGAAGAUUUGGAAGGCAUUGCAGCUGCUUCAGUCAUCUAGUUUCUGCGAUAGUUCCCCUCUUCUUGCUUUAUGGAAGUUUCUUUUGGGUAUGGGUUGUAUGACUGUCAGUUUAGGUUGGUUGAUUAGCUUUGUUUUAUGAUAGAUCAGUGUGUUGGUCUGCUUUUGUUGUGCAUCAAUUUUGUCCCUUGUACAAAGUGGGAUGCAGUUUGUAAUUAAACUAUGGCAGUUAGCCUAUUAAUCUGUCAUCUCUUUUAUUUUAGGAAAUUUUGUCAAAAACCACCCGUUAAAAACACUUUUUUGCCAAAAACCACCCACUUAAAAAUUUGUUGUCCAAGACCACCCAAAUUAAAAUUUUUGUUGUCAAUGACCACCUGACUCAACAUUCCGGCAUUGACCAUAAACUUCGGCGUUGACUUGGGGCACACGUGUGACUUGCACAUGACUUUUAAUGGCCACCCACCAGACCACAUCACCACCAUCACAUACCGCAUCACCACCAUCUCAGACCCAACCACUGUCACAACCGCCACAACCACCCCAAAAACCCAGCGAAGUCCACGCCUGAUUGGGCUGAAUCCACCCCUUCACCCGAAACGAACCUAGAAAAACCCAUCUACCUAGCCAAAAAACGCGCCCAACUCCAAUCACGAAAAGUCGAAAACCCGACCACCUCCACCACCUAAAUUUUUCCUUCUCUACCUCCACUAAAGUGUUGCAUCGGAAAUGAUACUAGUACCUCAGUCAACCCAGACCAAAUCACUCCAAGGACAACAGAAUUAACCUUGAUAUUAUCUUUUGCCCAUUCACCUGCCAAAUUCUUUGCUAGUGCCAUGGCAUUUGAUAUUGGAUCUGUUAAUGGGGCAGCAAAAGGUCCAAAAACCAUUCGUUGCUAGUACGAUGUUGCCUUGUCUUGAGGCCGUAAAGAGUGGAUAUGCAAGUUGAGAUAAAUUGUAUACUGACGACGAAGACGAAGUGGGUAUCAUAGUAAUUCGAGAUCCAAUGAGAAAGCCAUUAAAGAAACAGAGAUCGGAAAAUCGCUGGUUGUUUUCCGACGAAGAUGAAGUGGGUAAAUAAUUGCACAUUGGAAUAGGAAGACGACAAGGAGAAAGAAAGGUCGGAGGGAAGAAGUGUAUUGGCCAAAAGGGUAGACGACGACGAGAGAGCAAUUCAGAGAGAAGAAGUGAGCGCCGGUGACGGCUUUUAGGGGCUUAAAUGAGGUGAAAUGCGAGAUGUGAGAGAAAGGGGGGUUCAUUAGCUAUCACAUGCAAGUUACGUGGGGUAGGUCAAUGCCGGAGUUUUGGGUCAACGCCGGAAUAUGGAUUCAGGUGGCGUUUGACAACAAAUUUUUAAAAUUGGGUGGUCUUGGGCUACAAAUUUUUAAGUGGGUGGUUUUUGACAAAAAAGUGUUUUUAACGGGUGGUUUUUGACAAAAUUUCCUUUAUUUUAUUUUUUUUUUUAAAAAAAAUCAUCAAAUGUGGCGGUGUAUUCAUAUUUUACCUUACAAUGAAUUUAGCUUUAAUCUCUUGCCUUACAAUGAAAAUAGAAUAAAGUUUGGGGCAUAAUGGGAAAUGUUC